Molecule: messenger RNA, 1782 nt
Organism: Helobdella robusta
Lineage: Eukaryota; Metazoa; Annelida; Clitellata; Rhynchobdellida; Glossiphoniidae
Exons: 6
Coding region: 1-1782 (593 amino acids)
Source: RefSeq, a predicted model, not a curated record
AUGGAAUAUAGUGAACGUAGCACCUAUAGGACAUUGAAAUAUAUAGAGUUUAUAACGGUUACUACGAAGAGUUCACUUUUAACACAUCAUUUAGCGGCUUUUCUAAAACGAUGUGUUUUUGAUAGGAUUGCUUUCCGAAGACCUGAAAGUGGGACAACAGCUUUUUUAAAAUCCAAAACUCCAUCUGAGUUGGAAUCAUGCAUUGAAGAACUUGCAAAAGCUUUUAAAUUAGAUGUGGAAUUGUACAAUGAUUCCGAGAUUCAGGAUUCACAUGAGUUGACAACACAGGAACAUUUAUUACUACAAGAAGAUGUUGAAAAAAUUGAAGAAGAAAUUGCAAAAUUGGAAAAUGAAUUGAAGCACGAACAGAUGCUUGCUGAAACAAGUAUUUUGAAUGGCCAUAUUUCAGAAGGUGAGGGUGAGCAGGAGGAAGCUAAUGAGGUGAAAGAUGAAGGGGAUAAUUUAAGUGGGAUUUCUGAUUGUGAAGAUGACGACAAACUAAUUGUUCGUGACACAUCAAAUUUCUUGAAUGAUGCAUUAGAUCUCAAUUCAAAAUCUUCAACAUCACUUCAAGAUCAGAACAACAUUGCAUGCAGUUUGAUGAACAGCUCUGAUUGUGACAUGUUCUUAACAACAAAAGUUGAAUCAUAUGAUGGAGUAGAAUCGAUAGCCGAAGAGAGCAUUGUGGCAGAACAAUUUGAUGCAUCUGAAUUUGAUGCACCACAGAAUCACAAUAGUGAGGGGCCUAUUGAAGCCAACAGUGUAUCCAACAGUAGUAACAAUUUUAAUCUGAGUAAUUAUCAGUUUUCUUCAAACAAGGAAAGUUUGAGAGCUGAGAAUUCUAAGAUCUUUCAAGAGAAGUUGGCUUCUCAUAAACAGGAUGCUACCAUUGAUGUCAAUGAGCAUGGAAGUGCUAACCUGAAAGAUGGAAAUAUUAUGAAUGAAGACAAAGAUGAUGGGGAUGACGUGAUUCCUAGCUCUAUUCCAUUUGAUAUCGAUCUCGCUAAAACACAUAAAAGUAGAAACACGAAUGGCGGUCAUAAUGGAAAUAACAAUAAUAUCAGUGACAAUAAUGUUCAUGAUAAUAAUAAUAAUUGUGAUAAUAAUGACAAACUCGUCAAAAUCUGCAUUGAAAAUAAUCACGUAGAUACUGGAAGGAAUGCUAACAUAAGAAAUAUAAUCACUGAACUAACAAAACAGAAUGAAGCAGCAAAACUUGACUAUUUAGAUAAAAUCACAUCAGGCUAUACAAAUAGCAGAAGUGGUUUCAACUUUGAUUCGUAUGCCGCCAACACUUGCCUCCUCACUCAAGAUGAAGAUCUGUUCAUCAGUUGUGCAGCUGCUCUCAAAUCCAUGAUCCCGUCAAAUGAUCACCAUUCCAUCAUCCCAUCAAAUGAUCAACAGUCCAUCAUCCCGUCAAAUGAUCACCAGUCUUUUCUUCGUCAUCAUCAUCAUCCAGCUAUCGGUAGUGAUUCUACUCAUUCUACUAUCCAUGUUCCAAAAAAUUCUCAUGCUGCUACUGAGGAAAAUAAUUGUAAGAUUAUUAACAAUGAGAACAAUCUAGAAGGGAAUGCAAACGUAGUUACCGAAUCCACCAUUGGUGCUUAUAUUUUCUCACAAGAAAAAUUGAAUGUCAGUGGGAAUGAUGGAGUUGAAAUUGCUGGAGAUGGUGUAGAAUAUUUGAGAGAAAAUAAUGCAAUGACUAAUGACCAAAUGGAAGUUGUUGAGAGUGCCGGUUCAGAGUGCAUUGAUGCAGACACAAUGGACGUUGAGGUUCAGUAA